Messenger RNA from Rhagoletis pomonella (apple maggot), 2043 nucleotides. RefSeq names its product inositol polyphosphate-5-phosphatase A (gene 5PtaseI). Lineage: Eukaryota; Metazoa; Arthropoda; Insecta; Diptera; Tephritidae. The record is from RefSeq and is a predicted model, not a curated record. Gene Ontology annotation, biological process: phosphatidylinositol dephosphorylation. Gene Ontology annotation, molecular function: inositol-polyphosphate 5-phosphatase activity.
AUGAUUGCCGAAAAGUUUGACUAUCAGUCGCUGAUUGGUUCACUGAUGUACAUUGCGGUGAAUACCAGACCCGACAUAUUGCACUCAGUGUGCAAGUUGUCUCAACAAAAUGCAGACCCGCAUUCUGAACAUUUAGCAGCGGCAAAGCUUAUACUCAGAUAUUUAAGUAAGGCAAUCGAUUUUGGGUUGCAUUAUAGCAAGACUGGUGAUUGGAUAUGCGGUUACGUUGACGCUGACUGGGGUGGCGAUGCGACAGACCGUAAAUCAUUUACGGGAUACGCAUUUUUCUUCGGUGGAAGCGCUUUCAGUUGGGAAAGCAAGAAACAGCAAACAGUUGCACUUAGCAGCACUGAGGCCGAGUAUGUGGCGCUAUCGUCAGCUGCCAAAGAAUCCAUAUACCUUAGAAAAUUAUGGCAAGAAUUAAAAUUGUUUGAUAAAGGCGGUCCGAUCAUGAUAAACAGUGAUAACAUGAGCGCGAUGAACUUGGUCAAAAAUCCUGUUUAUCAUGGUCACAGUAAACACAUAGAUAUACAAUAUCAUUUUAUUCGAAAUGUAUAUCGUACGCAUCAAAUCGAUUUGAACUAUUGUCCUACUAAUGAUAUGAGAGCAGAUAUUUUAACUAAAAAUUUACAGAAGGCAAAACAUUAUUAUAAGCAUCUUGAAGUAGCUGUGGAGGAAAUUGACUGGGGAUGUAUCCGCAACUUAAUAUCUAGUAAUGAGCAAAUUAACUUCAUUGAAGAAAACCCAUUCAGAUUUCUACAACCUUGGAUUGAAGAAAUCCUUCUAAAAGCCAAGCAGCUGCAACCACAUUUUAUAGCUCUCCACGUGCAAGAGUUGGGCGGCAAGACUUAUGAAAAAGCAUCAAAUCAUGUUAAAGAAUUUGUCAAAUUACUUUGCGAAGCUGAUAUAAUGCAGGAAUUUUCAGUUGUACGGAUAUACAUGGACGAGAAUUGUCAGUCUUUAGAAAAUUUUACGGCAUUAGGGAGUUUAUACUUCUGCCAUAAAGGUAUACGAAACAUACGCACCUGGAACUUCGUAAAUGGAACGUGGGAAAAAUCCGAGGGAAAGCGUAUUUAUCUUGGAAAUAUAGAAUCAGUCCCUACUAAAGAGAAGUCAAAGUUUCCUCUUCAAUUGUUUCCAGAGUGUAAACGGUCCAGAAAAGGAUUUAUGAGGACACGUUGGGAUAUAAAUGGUACCGUCAUAGAUUUCGUAAAUAUUCAUUUAUUUCAUGACGCAUCAAAUUUAACAGCAAGAGAGGAGUUUCCGUCUAUUUAUUCCCAGAGGAGAAGAAAAGCUUUGGUUCAUAUAUUAGAAAGGUUUAAUAUGGAUAAGUUUAAUGAGCUAGUACCAUAUUUUGUAUUUGGGGAUUUCAACUUUAGAAACGAUACUGAAGGUGUUACUCAGAAAUUAACGAGCUUUCUUACGGAAUACCGCAUAUCUACCGGAGAUGUGAACAAUUUAAAAAUACAAUAUCGUAAUGAUGCAGGAGCAGAUAUUUUAACUAUUGGGAAGAAAGAAUUUAUUUACCUAAAUCAUCAAAACGAGUUUAGAGAAAAAUGGCCUGUUUACUUAAACAUUCGCAUACACCCCAACAAAGGUAUAGUAAAACCUGCGUCGAAGGUACCGGGUUGCUUGCUACACAUAUCGCAAAAAAUAAUGUACAACCAGUCAAAUAACUCGAGGGAAAGGUACAGAAUGGAGCCUAAAUUUCAAUUUAUAAAAGUGAAUGAAAUAUCAUUUCGAGGAAUUCCAAGUACCCUGGACUCACGAACGGCGAAGUGUAAUAAGGAUUGUGUUCAAAUACAUUGCUUGAGGAGAUCGAGUGAAGCUGGAAACUAUAUAAUUGUAAAAGAAACAGCAUUUUAAGUAUAACUUGUCACAUACAUAUGUACUUGAAUUCGUAUUGAGUACUAAAUUUUAUUUUCAGAAUGUUGUAUUUACUUAUAUUAUUGUAAAUGUUUGAUCAAAUAUAUGCCAGAAACUCGAGUAAAUUCCGAAAUUUACAUAGAUUGUAUUAUCUUUCAAGCAUCAGUUGUGUUUAAA